Messenger RNA from Sinocyclocheilus anshuiensis, 4062 nucleotides. Its product is annotated as 1-phosphatidylinositol 4,5-bisphosphate phosphodiesterase beta-1-like. NCBI's taxonomy places the organism in Eukaryota, Metazoa, Chordata, Actinopteri, Cypriniformes, Cyprinidae. The coding region runs from base 34 to 3639 and encodes 1201 amino acids. The transcript has 32 exons. Gene Ontology annotation, cellular component: nuclear speck; cytoplasm. Gene Ontology annotation, biological process: phosphatidylinositol-mediated signaling; G protein-coupled receptor signaling pathway; memory. Gene Ontology annotation, molecular function: calcium ion binding; calmodulin binding; phosphatidylinositol-4,5-bisphosphate phospholipase C activity. The record is from RefSeq and is a predicted model, not a curated record.
CCCGCAGCUUUGGGUGUAAAUGUUGACGCUUGAAUGGCUGGAGCACAACCUGGCGUCCAUGCGCUUCAACUCAAGCCGGUGCGCGUGUCUGAGAGUCUGAAGCGAGGCAGCAGAUUUAUGAAAUGGGAUGAGGAUUCUUCUACGGUGACUCCAGUGACGUUACGCGUCGAUCCGCAGGGAUACUUCCUCCACUGGACGGAUCAGAAUAAGGAGACAGAUCUAUUGGACAUCACCUACAUCAAAGAUGCAAGAACGGGGAAAUGCACCAAAACGCCAAAGGAGGCGAAGCUGCGGGAGCUGCUGGAUGUGGGGAAUCUGGUGGGCCGGAUAGAGAACCGGAUGCUGACGGUGGUGACGGGGCCAGACAUGGUCAACAUCCAGUACCUGAACUUCAUGGCCUUCCAAGAAGACGUCGCCAAGGAGUGGGCAGAUGAGCUCUUCAGUCUGGCGUCUAACCUGCUCGCUCAAAACAUGGGCCGAGAGUCCUGUCUGGAGAAAGCCUUCACGAGACUCAAGCUGCAGACGAAUCAAGAGGGUCGAAUCCCAGUGAAAAACAUCUUCCGCUUGUUCUCGACCGACCGGAAGCGUGUGGAGACGGCGCUGGAGAGCUGCAAUCUUCCGGCCGGCCGGAACGACUCCAUCCCUUUGGAGGAUUUGACACCUGAUGUUUACAAAUCGUUCAUCAACAACCUCUGCCCACGAUCUGAGAUUAACCAAAUAUUUGCUGAUCUCGGCGUGAAGAGCAGAAACUCUCUGACAGUGGAUCAGAUGACAGAAUUCAUCAACAACAAGCAGCGGGACCCGCGUCUGAACGAGAUCCUGUACCCGCCGCUCAAGCCCGAACAAACCCAGCUGCUCAUGGAGAAGUUUGAGCCCAACCCAGCCAUGAUUCAGAGAGGGCAGAUCUCAGUGGAGGGCUUCGCCAGGUAUCUGAUCAGUGAGGAGAACAGCGUCAUUCCUCCAGAAAAACUGGACCAGAGUGAAGACAUGACCUUCCCUCUCUCUCAGUACUUCAUCAACUCCUCCCACAACACUUACCUCACAGCGGGGCAGCUCGCGGGGAACUCCUCUGUUGAGAUGUACCGGCAGACGCUGCUGUCUGGCUGUCGCUGUGUGGAGCUGGACUGCUGGAAGGGCCGGACGGCGGAGGAGGAACCCGUCAUCACACACGGCUUCACCAUGACCUCAGAAAUCUCCUUCAAGGAAGUGAUCGAAGCCAUCGCUGAGUGUGCGUUCAAGACGUCUCCGUUCCCCAUCAUCCUGUCCUUUGAGAAUCACGUGGACUCCCCCAAACAGCAAGCCAAAAUGGCAGAAUAUUGCCGAUCCAUAUUCGGGGACGCUCUUUUGACUGAGACUCUGGAGAAAUAUCCUCUCGAGCCAGGCGUUCCUCUGCCAAGCCCUCAAGAGCUCAUUGGAAAGAUCCUCGUCAAGAACAAGAAAUCUCACCCUAAACCCUCCGAUGGCAGCACUAAGAAGAAGCUGUCCGAACAGGCGUCCAACACAAACAGCGACUCGUCCAGCGUCUUUGAGCCGUCCUCACCCAGCGCUGGACCCGCAGGUUUAGCACCUGCAGAGGUGGAGGCUGAGGAUGAUGAGGAUGAAGAUGAUGACGAUGAUGACUGUAAGAAGUCCAUGGACGAGGGUACAGCAGGAUGUGAAGCCUUUGCCACUGAAGAAAUGUCCACGCUGGUCAACUACAUCCAGCCCACCAAGUUCCACUCGUUUGAGAUUUCCAAGAAAAGCAAACGCAGUUAUCAGAUGUCGUCGUUCGUGGAGACCAAAGCGCUGGAGCAUCUCACCAAGACGCCGGUGGAGUUCGUCGAAUACAACAAGUUUCAGCUGAGCAGGAUUUAUCCUAAAGGAACGCGUGUGGAUUCCUCCAACUACAUGCCGCAGGUCUUCUGGAACGCCGGCUGUCAGCUCGUCGCACUCAACUUUCAGACCAUCGAUCUGUCCAUGCAGCUGAACCUCGGCAUGUACGAGUACAACGGCAAGAGCGGCUACAGACUCAAACCAGAGUUCAUGAGACGACCGGACAAGCACUUCGACCCCUUCACAGAAAGCACUGUGGAUGGCAUCGUAGCCAACACCUUAUCAGUGAAGAUCAUAUCAGGACAGUUUCUGACUGACAAGAAGGUGGGCGUUUAUGUGGAAAUUGACAUGUUUGGACUUCCCGUUGACACGAGACGAAAAGCUUUCAAGACAAAGACAUCCCAGAGCAACGCCAUCAACCCUGUGUGGGACGAGGAGCCCAUCAUCUUUAAAAAAGUGGUGUUGCCCACGCUGGCGUCCCUCAGGAUAGCCGUGUAUGAAGAGGGUGGCAAGUUCAUCGGCCAUCGCAUCAUUCCCGUCUCAGCCAUUCGUCCGGGUUAUCGUUACAUCGGUUUGAGAAAUGAAAAGAAUCAAGCUCUAACUCUUCCUGCUAUAUUUGUGUAUAUCGAGGUGAAGGACUACGUUCCCGAUACAUUCGCCGAUGUCAUCGAAGCGCUGUCCAACCCCAUCAGAUACGUCAACCUGAUGGAGCAGAGAUCCAAACAGCUGGCGGCGCUCACUCUAGAGGAAGGAGAAGAGGAGAAAGACACCAAAGAGGCAGAUCCUGGUGUUGAAAACCCUUCGGAGGUUAAAAGCGAACCCAAACCCGUCCCGGUUGAGAACGGACUGAGUCACACACCCAGCAGCGCCGCUCCUAAACCCGUGUCCCAGAUCAGCUCACAGCCACAGUCCACAGGCUCAACCAAACCAGCGGCAAAGACUGAAGAUCUGAUUCAGAGCGUCCUCACCGAGAUGGAGGCGCAAACCGUCGAGGAGCUCAAACAGCAGAAGGGCUUCGUCCGAGAGCAGAGACGACACUAUAAAGAGAUGAAGGACCUGGUGAAGAAACACCACAAGAAGACCACCGAGAUGAUCAAGGAGCAGUCUGCCAAACGAGACGGUAAGAAGAGGUGUUUGUCGUCCAGUCCUGAACACGGAGCCUCGUUCUUCGAGCAGGAACUGGCCAAUCUGGAUCAAGACAGCGGACAGAAACUGUCCGAACUCAAAGAACAGCAGCAGCAGCAGCUCCUCAAUCUGCGUCAGGAGCAGUAUUACAGCGAGAAAUAUCUGAAGAAAGAGCACAUCAAACAGGUGAUCGAGAAGCUGACGGCCAUCGCUGAGGACAGUCAGAGCAACCAAAUGAAGAAAAUCAAGGAGCUGUGUGAGAAAGAAAAGAAAGAGCUGAAAAAGAAAAUGGACAAGAAGAGACAAGAGAAGAUCAGUGAAGCCAAAUCCAAGGAGAAACACCUGACCGAAGAGGAGAAGCUGGAGAUCAACAGGUCGUAUGUGAACGAGGUGGUGCAGCACAUCAAGAGGCUGGAAGACGCGCAGACUAAAAGACACGAGAAGCUGGUAGAAACCCACAAGAGCAUCCUGCAGCAGAUAUUAGACGAGAAACCCAAACUCCAGAAUGACCUGGAUCAGGAAUACCAGGACAAAUUCCGGCGGCUUCCACUGGAGAUCCAGGAGUUUGUGCAGGAAAGCACCAAGAGAAAGACUGAGGACGGAGAGCAGGAGGUUCUGCCCUCUUCUUCCUCCACGCUGGAGAAACUAAUGCAGAAGGGAGCACAGUCUGAAGACGACACAGAGGAGGAGAAGAAAGACUGAUGCCAGAAACCUUCAGGAUCUCUUCCCACUUCACUUUUAUGUUCCUUCAUUAACAUAUUAGAGAUUUGUAAGGCUUGCGUUUACUACUGAGUUUGUGGAUCCGAGUCACGGAGCGUCGCAUCAGAAACACGGCUUCAUGUCGCGCUGGGAGUUAUGCAUUUGUUUUACGUUGACUGUGGAUACACACUAAGAUUCAAGUCUGAAUUAUUUCUUGUGUUUUGUUGUUUUGCUUCUCAUAAUAAUGAGUAAAAGUAAAAGUGUUUUAAUGGAAGAGAACGCAGGUCAUGACACUGCAUUGAGAUACUGUAGCCAUCAAUUAUCUUUAUCGGAUGAAUCUUACAAAAACAUCCUGGACAGUUCAACCCAAAACAACAAUCUGGGUCAUAUUUAACCCCAAAAAUAUAUUUUGCUUAGAGAUAAAUU